CCAAACGACUUUUCUGGCCAAGGAUAUUCUCCAUUCUUCGGCUCAAUGGCGGUGUUUCCGGGACAUUACGGCUCGCUGACGCCCAUAGCUGCCGGAAACCCGUACGGGUACCCGGGUAUGUACUAUCACCCGAUGGACAUCAACCGCGCGUACGCCCUCCGCAUGAUGGAGGAGAUGCAGCGGCGGGAGCAGCCACAGAAGCCGCCCUACAGCUACAUCGCGCUCAUCGCCAUGGCGAUCAAGAGCGCGCCGGACCGGAAGAUCACUCUGAACGGGAUCUAUCAGUUCAUCAUGGAGAGAUUCCCGUAUUACCAUGACAACAAGCAGGGCUGGCAGAACAGCAUUCGACAUAAUCUGAGCCUCAACGACUGCUUUGUGAAAGUGACUCGCGAAAAAGGGAAACCCGGAAAAGGAAACUACUGGACGUUAGAUUCAAACUGCGAGGAGAUGUUCGAAAACGGGAACUACCGGCGACGUAAGCGGAGGGUUAAGAUUCCAAUCAAAGAUGCCGAAGGCCAUGAUAGGCUUGUCGGCGAAGGUAAAGAGUACUUCGCAGAUGACGACGGUAAUCAUUCCGACACCGACUCGUUAGACGAGUUAAACGUGACGUCGGAUGAUGAGGAUGAAAAGCCCGCAGGUCACAGGGACCUGUCGACAACGUCGUCGGUGAACGACAGCGGUAUCAACGUGGGACACAGUGCGUCGGAGGACGAGCAUUCUAGAGACUCCACGGAUGCCGGGGUGUGCUUUAGGACAAAUUAUACAAUUGAUGCGAAUCACAGCGAGCGUUGCGCAAGUAAGAAAUCAGUAAAUGAGGUCACAGUUCCACACCCCGCGCACAGUCAGUUCUCAGGAAUUAAACGCAAAUUGUUCACUAUAGAUAGUAUAAUGGGAGUUGACGCUAACAGUACAAAUAAAGAAGCAAAAAGUGCGGCACAUUGUGAUAGUCAGACUGAGAACAGGAGUAGAGAGGACGACGCUCCACCGACCAAAAGGCAGAAGACCGAUAUAUUUGACAAAAUCCCCAGUCCUCCCCCGAAACUGAUCGAUCUUAAAGGCGGGAACAUGUCCACACUGCAGCUCUCCCUGGCCAGUGGACUGUACGGCAUGGGUCUCCACAGCAUGUACGCUAACAUUCCAUCGCCCUACUACCCGACGGACUCGGCGACGGCCGCGAUACUCGGGCAUGGGAUGCACGAGUUCCUCUAUCAGAACGUGUCCUCACUGACUCCCCGUAUGUGCGGUGGGUACAACGGAAGGGUGGUCGUGUCGCCUAGCGAAAGCAUGGAAUCUCCAAAGCCAUCGGCGACCUGCCUCCCGAGGCUGCACUCCACUUCAAGGUUACAAUAAACUAAUUAGUUCAAAGAUAAAAUAGAGACAAAGUGAACCCAAUCAAAUACAACUUUGUAUAAGAUUUAGUCGUAACACUUAUUUGCUAGAUCUUAUUCUCUGCACAGUAAUUUUAAAGAGGACAUUUAAUUACUAUGUUGUAAAAACAUUGUAAUUAAUAUUAAGCAUGAUACAAAGUAUGGACUGAUUGACGUAUUUCACAGUGCGCACGUGACAGUUAUAGCUAUAUUUUGUGGUUGUUAAUGAUGAA
Dreissena polymorpha is the source of this 1600-nucleotide messenger RNA. RefSeq names its product forkhead box protein C1-like. The record is from RefSeq and is a predicted model, not a curated record. Gene Ontology annotation, molecular function: RNA polymerase II cis-regulatory region sequence-specific DNA binding; DNA-binding transcription factor activity, RNA polymerase II-specific. NCBI's taxonomy places the organism in Eukaryota, Metazoa, Mollusca, Bivalvia, Myida, Dreissenidae. Bases 46 to 1350 code for a protein of 434 amino acids. The transcript has a single exon. Gene Ontology annotation, biological process: anatomical structure morphogenesis; cell differentiation; regulation of transcription by RNA polymerase II.